UACUGUAGAAGUUUAUAACGUUAAUAUAUAGGACAUUACCCAGUCGUGUGUUCAUACCUAACAGCUAGAGCUGGCAGAUGCAGCAAGGCGUUUGUGGUACAGAGAUAAUUAAUUUAUUAUUUUCGUCACUUAUAAGCUUAAUAGCCAUUUGGGCGGCCUAUCCAGUUCUAGUACAAGAGGAAACCAGGACCAGGAAACCUGUGAUAGUUGGAAGGGUAAUACUGGAUAAACACCCUUCUCACUUGUGUCUGGGCUGAAGCUCGAAACCUUGAUAAGUUGUUGUAUUCGCAAUGGACACAAAUGAGAGCUCAAAGUUUGCUGAACUCCAGCAACGUCUGAAAGAGGCGGAGAAGAACACCAUCCUCGCCGCUACAUAUGGCAAGGAACUUUUAGAGGAGAAUCAUGAACUUCAUACCAAACUUGAAAAUGUAAUAAAAGAAUAUGCAACUAAGAUAGAGGCAAUGGAACAGGAGAAAUAUAGCCUCUCCCAGAAAUUAGAGACACAUUUGCAUACAGAACGUUCCUUGGCACUGGAGUUAGAGCAGCUUCGUGAGCAACACAAUAUACAGAUAGAGUCGAUGGAAGCAAAGGCAACUCUUAACCAUGAUCACGAACACCAGCAGCAUGUUAAGAAGGUGUCCAAUAUGGAAGCAACCAUAGAGAACCAACAGAUGGAGUUAAGCCAAAUGAAAGAACGCAUGGUUCUCCAAGAAGCACAGCUCAAGGAAGCACAAGAGAGACUCGACAUGUGUAACUCCUCCAUUCAUGAGCAGUCAACUGAUGAGGCUACAGCAACUAUGCAGAGUCAGAUUAUGACCUUGACAUGUGAAAAACAAGAAUUAGAGGUGCAAGUGUCAUCCCUUACUGCUCUUAAAAAGGCUGACAAGUACAGACUAGCAAAGGCUGAGAAGACUGUAUCAAAAUUGGAAGCAGAAGUAGAAGAGAAGGAAUGUCAGUGUACUUCGUAUUAUAAUGCAUUGGAGAAAAACAAGGAGGAAAUGCAAGAGCUAAAUAUGGAAAUAGAAAGUCUAAGGCUGGCUGAGACAGACCCAGCCAGGAAGGGAAACUCUCUCUUUGCUGAGGUUGAGGAUCACAGGCAAGCUAUGGAGAAACAGCUCCUAAAGUACAAGACUAACUACACGAUAGUGAAGAAACAAUGUGAACUGAAAGCUCAACAGAUUCAUAAAAUGAAGCUGCAGGUGGCUUCCUUAUUGUGUUUGAGUAACAACAGAGUAGAUGGAGAAUACCUUACCCACCUGGAGGAAUCACUAGCCUCUACAAGAUCCCAACUAGAGAUAUUUACAAAGCGUUGUCAGGAACUUGAAACUCAGCAGGUUACUCGUACUACUGCUGUUAUACCUAAUAUGGAAGGAGUAGAUGAGGACCAGGAUACAAAUUCUUUCUUCCAAAAUAUGUAUGGAAAAAGUCAGAAAAAAAUUGCUGAGCUUGGUCAAGAGUUGCACACAGCACAGUUUGACAAAGUAGUGUUAAGUGACCAAAUACUACAGUUACAGCGAAAGCUUCGCCAGGCUGAAGGAGCAAGAGAUGCAACAAAUGCUGAAAUAAUUAGGUUGACGGUGAAACUGGAAGAAAUGGCUUCAGAGAAAAACAGAGAGAUAAGUCCAGGUUCACAAGAAGUAAAGAGGGUAGUAGAAAAAAUUCCUGGCUUUGAAAAGCUCUUUUCAACUGCACAAACUCAAAUUUCACUUCCUAUGGAGACGGUGCCACUGAAGGAGAAAUUGGUGAACCCAAACACAAUGCAAGAAGUAGAAAGACAAACCAAAAGUAUAGAUGCAAAUUCGGGCAAUGGAGUGGACUUGAGUCCAAGCAAGGUUGCAGCUAAUCAAGAGAAUGAAAUUCCAUCUGUACAAGAGCUCAAGAAAAGGCAAAAGAAAUCUGUUCAUAUGACUGAAACUGUUACUGUUCAGGAAUACAAUGGUGAUGUGCAAGAACUGAAAAUGAAAAUAGAUGAUGGGGAGAAGAAAGUAGAGAGGAAGCGGAAGGCGAUGAGGAAGAUGGAGGCCCCUCCGGUGGAGAGUAACGAACAACUUGAUGGGUGUAAGCAACAGUAAUUGUUGCCUUUCCUGAAUAUAUACAAGUGGUCCCCGGGUUACGAAUGGGUUCCGUUCCAGAGGACGUUCUUAUGUCGCAUUUGUACGCAAGUCGGAACACAUGCUAUGUGCAUACUGUACUUAGAGAACAAUGUUUAAAAUCCCACUAUAUUACAGCCCAAGUCCUUAUAUACUGUUAAGUUGUAAAGUCAUACUCUAGUUUUUAUUUUACUUGCCAAACAUAGCUGCAAUAUUAACUGUAAAUUAAAGAGGAAUGUUUGAAUAAUAUACUUAUAAAUGCAUCUUGAAAGCAAUAUUUUUAAGCACAGCAGAGCCUUGGUGUUUGCACAAUUGUCCUUUACAGUAAAUUUAAUCAGACACAGUUUGUGAUUUGUUUUUAUGUUAUUAAAUUUUUUAGGAAAAAAUCACAAACAGUGCAAAACCAAGUUUAUUAUGGAUACUUUUUAAUGUAUUUUAUAGUUCAAGUCCCUAGCCCUAUUUUCCCCCUUACCUUUUAAGUUUGUGGCCCAAGAGGAUUUUUAAAAUCAUAAUCCGUGGAAAAAGCAAAGCACUGUUGUAUAUACAGUAUGUCCCCCAAAGUUCGCUGAUUUUUACUUCGUGGUUCUCGGUUUUUUGUGGGUGACACCCUGGAUCUACCCUUUAUGUGUUUGCCUUUGGGACAAGUAUUUCUUGGGAAAUACUCUUAAAUAAUCAAACAAAUUUAUUAAAAAUUUAACAGUCUACCCUCAAGUCCGUGCUUUAUUACUAUAUUAAGAGAGCAUGGACUUGAGAGUAGAUUGUCACAUUUUCAAUAAAUUUGUUUCUGAUUAUUUGUGAGAGGAUUUUCCAAUUUUUAUUUAUUUGUAUAUGUUUUGUGUGUGUCUACACACACACACACAUACAUAUAUAUAUACAAUACUACAGGUAAAAGAAGUAAUUGACCUGAGGGAAAACACAAAGUGAAUAUACAAUAAAUUUUUUUGUACACAAGUAAAAAU
Molecule: messenger RNA, 3049 nt
Organism: Homarus americanus (American lobster)
Lineage: Eukaryota; Metazoa; Arthropoda; Malacostraca; Decapoda; Nephropidae
Product: protein Spindly-B-like
Exons: 12
Coding region: 291-2072 (593 amino acids)
Source: RefSeq, a predicted model, not a curated record